Molecule: messenger RNA, 1704 nt
Organism: Hippoglossus stenolepis (Pacific halibut)
Lineage: Eukaryota; Metazoa; Chordata; Actinopteri; Pleuronectiformes; Pleuronectidae
Gene: lctla
Product: lactase-like a
Exons: 13
Coding region: 1-1704 (567 amino acids)
Biological process (GO): carbohydrate metabolic process
Molecular function (GO): beta-glucosidase activity
Source: RefSeq, a predicted model, not a curated record
AUGCAGUUCAUCCUGAGGACGCACCAUGUGAUCACACUGGUGCUGUGUGUUUCAGCCUCUGACGACUUCGACUGGACCAAGAACGAGAGAACGUCUUUCUACUAUGGAACCUUCCCUACUGGUUUCUCGUGGGGGGUGGGCAGCUCGGCCUAUCAGACUGAAGGAGCGUGGAACAUCGAUGGGAAAGGAGCGAGCAUCUGGGAUUCCUUCGCCCACAGGAAGGGGAAGAUAUUCCUAAAUGACACAGGAGACUCGUCGUGUGAGGGAUACUACAAAUUCAAGGACGACGUCACCUUGAUGAAAGACAUGAAGCUGAAUCAUUAUCGUUUCUCCAUCUCCUGGCCGAGGAUUUUACCAAGCGGACUGAAAAGCGAACACAUCAAUGAGAAAGGAAUCAAAUAUUACAACGACCUGAUCAACAUGCUGCUGGACAAUAAGAUCACACCUGUCGUCACCCUGUACCACUGGGACCUACCUCAGGUCCUACAGGAGAAGUACGGCGGCUGGCAGAACGUCAGCAUGGUUAACUACUUCAACGACUUUGCCAACUUGUGCUUUGAGAGAUUUGGAAACCGAGUGAGGAACUGGAUCACCUUCAACAAUCCGUGGUCGAUUGCUGUGGAGGGAUAUGAGACAGGGGAACAUGCACCGGGGCUGAAGCUGAAGGGAACCGGAGCGUACAGAGCUGCCCACCACCUCAUCAAAGCUCAUGCUAAGGUCUGGCACACGUAUGACACACAGUGGAGAAGCAAACAAAAAGGCCUGGUUGGGAUCUCUCUAACAGCUGACUGGGGCGAGCCAGUGGACGUCACCAACCAGAGGGACAUCGAAGCAGCAGAGAGAUACAUCCAGUUCUACAUGGGCUGGUUUGCGACUCCCAUCUUCAACGGGGAUUACCCCCAAGUUAUGAAAGAUUACGUCGGCAGGAAGAGCGGCCAGCAGGGCCUGGGAGCUUCACGCCUCCCCGUCUUCUCACCUCAGGAGAAGAGUUACAUCCGAGGAACCUGUGACUUCCUGGGCCUCGGACAUUUCACCACCCGCUACAUCACCCAGAAGAAUUACCCGUCAGGCGUCGGGGACAGCUACUUCGCUGACCGUGACCUGGCUGAGCUGGUUGACCCUAAAUGGCCCGACCCCGGCUCCGAGUGGCUCUACUCUGUCCCCUGGGGCUUCAGACGCCUGCUGAACUUUGUCAAGACUCAGUACGGAAACCCAAUGAUCUACGUGACGGAGAACGGCGUAUCAGAGAAGAUGCUCUGCACCGACCUCUGUGACGACUGGAGGAUGCAGUACUUCAAAGAUUACAUCAACGAAAUGCUCAAAGCGAUUAAAGACGGGGUCAACAUCAAGGGCUACACAGCCUGGUCGCUGCUCGACAACUUUGAGUGGGACGAAGGAUACUCCGAAAGGUUCGGCCUGUACUACGUGGACUUCAGGAACAAGAACAAACCCCGUUACCCGAAGGCCUCUGUCCAGUUCUACAAACGCAUCAUCAGCUCCAACGGCUUUCCCAACCAGAGAGAGGUGGAGAGCUGGAAGAGGAAAGCUGUGGAGACCUGUUCCUCCAGUAACCAGCUCCUGGCUGCAGAUCCGCUGAUCGGCCACAUGGAGAUGGUCACAGAGAUCGUGGUUCCCACCGUGUGCACGCUCUGCAUCCUGCUCAGCGCCGUCUUCCUCAUGUUCCUGCUGCGUGGACGCCUCUGA